This is a messenger RNA of Enhydra lutris kenyoni (northern sea otter), 934 nucleotides long. RefSeq names its product nicotinamide nucleotide adenylyltransferase 3. Gene Ontology annotation, biological process: NAD+ biosynthetic process. Gene Ontology annotation, molecular function: nicotinamide-nucleotide adenylyltransferase activity; nicotinate-nucleotide adenylyltransferase activity. Lineage: Eukaryota; Metazoa; Chordata; Mammalia; Carnivora; Mustelidae. The transcript has 5 exons. Bases 210 to 890 code for a protein of 226 amino acids. The record is from RefSeq and is a predicted model, not a curated record. Gene Ontology annotation, cellular component: mitochondrion.
UCACCAACAUGCACCUGCGCUUGUUUGAAGUGGCCAGAGACCACCUACAUCAGACAGAUACGGGGAAGAUAGUAACAUAACAGUAGAGAACUCUGACAGACAUCACCUCAAUCAAGUAUCAAUGUUAGCACCACCAGAGCCAAGACAAAGCAAUGGCUGGCACCCUGGACAGGAUGCACUGAGAAGGGGUGCAACAUCGUCUCUGAGGAAUGUACCAGGUGAUCGGGGGUAUCAUCUCUCCUGUCAACGACCACUACAGGAAGCAAGACCUUGUGGCUGCCCACCACCGGGUGGCCAUGGCCCGGCUGGCCCUGCAGACGUCCGACUGGGUCCGGGUGGACCCCUGGGAGAGCGAGCAGCUGCAGUGGAUGGAGACAGUGAAGGUGCUGAGGCAUCAUCACAGUGAACUGCUCAGAUCUCUACCCCAGAGGGAAGGCCCAGACCACGGCAGGGCUCGCUGCACAGCCCCCACAGCUGUGCCAGAGCUGAAGCUGCUCUGCGGGGCAGACGUCCUGAAGACCUUCCAGACCCCCAACCUCUGGAAAGACACACACAUCCAGGAGAUCGUGGAGAAGUUCGGUGUGGUGUGCGUGAGCCGCACAGGUCACAACCCAAAGGAAUACAUCUCAGGCUCACCCAUCCUGCACCAGUACCGGCACAACAUUCACCUGGCCAGGGAGCCCGUGCAGAACGAGCUCAGCUCCACGUACGUCCGGCAGGCCCUGAGCCAGGGGCACAGCGUGAAGUACCUGCUCCCAGAUGCCGUCAUCACCUACAUCAGGGACCACAACCUCUACACCAGGGACAGUUCCUGGAAAGGCAGCAGCACCCAGAGGAGUGAAGGAAAGACAGGCUGGGAAGAGUCAACCACUCCACAGAGCUCCUCCUGACCAAAGGGCAGUCAAGGUCUUGGGCUUUUUUUUUUUUUUUCUUC